CCAACUGCGUCGGCAUCGCUUCGACAAACGACAAGCAAGCUUCGACGACGUCGUAUCGACAGCAACAAGUGUAGAUAUUUCGUCAUAUCGCGACAUUCUUUCUCUUCUCGGGAGAAAUUUUUGACGUUUGACGAGAUUCGUGAACGUAGUGAGAACGAGAUACGACGAUGGCCACGUUAAGCUACAAAGCGUAUCUCUUGGACGAGGACAAAAUAUGGGAACCCACGGAAACGCGCAGAUUUGGCAUCGACGCUGACGUUGCGAUGAAUUUCGUAUAUCUGCGCGAAAAACUGCAAAGCAUUUUUCCGGAUCUGCGAGGAAAGAACUUCACCGUUACUUGGAGAGAUGAUGAAGACGAGUCCAUUACAAUAUCAACUAAUGAAGAGCUAGAGAUUGCAUUGGAGGAGAUGGCUAAAAAUAACAUCUAUAAACUGUACAUUACAAUGCAUCACAAUGGGGACCGAGAUACUAGAGGGAUAAACAUACCAAAUAUAGAAAAAAUAUUACAUCCUGGUGUAAUAUGUGAUGUGUGUGAGAAAAACAUACAUGGUUUCCGCUUCAAGUGCAUGCAAUGUUCGGAUUACGAUUUAUGCAAUGAAUGCAUGACGCUGGGCAAUCAUCACGACCACUAUCUGAUUCGUAUGACACAGCCAAUUAACUGGUCGAGUCGUGAUGGUCGCCGACUUGCUCAUAACAUGCGGAAAUUCUUGAAGAAGACGGCACAGCACAAGGACGACGAGCGCAGGUGCCCGCACAGGAGCAGUAGUAAGCGAGGCGGCUGUCCAAUGUUCAACAUGACAAGCGGUAAAGUUGGCUCUUUUGAACCAUCCAUUAUAAACUCAUUGGCGGAUUUUGUAAUAGACAUAUGUGCUGCUCCAUCAGAUGAGAGUCAUGAGCAGAAGCGAUCCAAGGAGCAGCACAGGGACCCAUCCGCUGAGGCUGCUACCGAGGCAACGGAAGACUCACAGGAGGCGACCAGGCACAGUUUUUCGCAAUUGUUGAAAAUAGUCGAGGACAAUCUUUCCAAUAUUUCACAAUUCUUGGAUCCACUCGGCAUCAAUGUCACUGUAAUGACCGACAAAGAUUCCACCAGGAACAAACCCACCGAGGCCAAAACUAGCACACAAAAACCCGAAAAUGGUGCAUCUUCAUCGGAGGAUUCUACUAAGAAAUUCCCAGGUGAAGGAAAGAAAUUGCAUAGUGAAACCGCAAGUACCACAGGUGAGAAAACUGCUUCUUCGACGAGCACAGAUGUGACAUCAGCACAGAAGAAGCCAACAGCAACUUGUGCCGAACAAGCGGCCGAAGCCGAGGAAUGGACGAUAGUGCAACCUCAGAAUGAGAACCACAACAUCAGCCGCACACCUUCUACUUCAUCCUCAUUGAAUGAGGCUACAGCUAAACAGAUUACACCAUCCGCGCCAGCAGCAACUGCGGCAGAACCAGAGAAAACAGAGCCUCCAAAGCAGAACAUCUACCCAUCCUUACCUAAAGAAGUAAAGAAUGAGUUCUAUCAUCCAAAUCCCAAGAUCCAAGAAGCUGUAACAGCGAUGAUGGCGAUGGGAUUCUCCAAUGAGGGUGGAUGGCUCACUCAUUUGCUUGUUUCAAAAGAUGGAGACAUCGGCAAGGCACUAGAUGUAUUACAUCCGGUACGCCAUCAUUAAAAAAAACAAAGCUAAAAUUUUAGUUGAUGAUAGUUUAUGUGCAAUAAUGAGUGGCAAAGGUAACUAUUAACAUAAUCGAUAGCUGAUGAUAGUUUGUUACUAAUAUUAUUCUUUAAUAACACACUCUUUAUGUUAAAUUUAUUUUAUAUUAUUUAAGUUAAUGCACAUAAUUUUAUUUUGGAAAAUUAAAUUAUUUUGUUUCAUGUUUUUUUUUUAUU
Messenger RNA from Formica exsecta, 1882 nucleotides. RefSeq names its product sequestosome-1 (gene ref(2)P). Bases 168 to 1664 code for a protein of 498 amino acids. The transcript has 3 exons. Gene Ontology annotation, molecular function: K63-linked polyubiquitin modification-dependent protein binding; zinc ion binding; protein kinase C binding. NCBI's taxonomy places the organism in Eukaryota, Metazoa, Arthropoda, Insecta, Hymenoptera, Formicidae. The record is from RefSeq and is a predicted model, not a curated record. Gene Ontology annotation, biological process: endosome organization; aggrephagy; mitophagy. Gene Ontology annotation, cellular component: aggresome; amphisome.